This is a messenger RNA of Cherax quadricarinatus, 915 nucleotides long. Lineage: Eukaryota; Metazoa; Arthropoda; Malacostraca; Decapoda; Parastacidae. The record is from RefSeq and is a predicted model, not a curated record.
AUGGCGAAUGGAGUGCGGUGGGCGCGUGACACCAGGGACCUAAGUGCAAGGUUGCACAAUAAUUCACACCCUAAUAUUGUGGAACAUGCAGUGGCUACAACCUUGUAUGUAGUGCUAUCCUUGAAUAUCAUUAAGGUAAACAUGGCUCUGAAACCAAAAUAUGACAAACGAGCCACUGCAGCAGAUCUAAUUGAUGCUCAGCAGCCUCUUAUCUGUGACACAAUUCUCACUCAAUAUGUCAAACACACGAUUAAAAACAAGGUGCAGGUGUGGUGCGACAUGGAGACGGACGGCGGAGGAUGGACAGUAUUCCUAAGCAGACAAGCAGAGAACCCACGGGAAGACUUCAAUCGGUCGUGGGCUCAAUACAAGAAAGGGUUUGGCGACCGUUCCGAAGAGUAUUGGCUCGGGUUGGAAGCCUUGCACGCUAUAACCUCCAGCCGGAAAUACAACUUAAGGCUCGAUCUUCUUCUCAGCAAUAACAUUCCUGUUUACAACAUCUGGCAGAACUUCAGAAUCGGAUCAGAGGACACCGGAUAUCGUUUGACGUGGCGCACCUUCAGCACCCUUGAUGAUACUAUGUCCAGCAACUGCCUCACAUACGCCAAUGGACGCUCCUUCUCCACCUACGACGUGGAUGAGGACGUUUACUCAGGAAAUUGUGCUGCCCUCCGUGGUGGCGGGUGGUGGUACUACGACUGUCAACAGUUCAAUCCAACCAACAGCGGUGGUGAUAAUGCAGGAGAAACAGGUUUCAAUAUAUCCUGCCUCAACCGUGACUUUCCUCUCGCUGGACGGUUUUCAGUUAAAGGGUUUGCGCCCCCCCGUUUGCGCGACAAGGUAAAGCCCGUCUACCUUAACCCUACCAGGCAGGAAACUGUGGGCCUUUUCUCAGGGGAAACCCCUAAAUCAUAA